Molecule: messenger RNA, 3085 nt
Organism: Cheilinus undulatus (humphead wrasse)
Lineage: Eukaryota; Metazoa; Chordata; Actinopteri; Labriformes; Labridae
Gene: mcm10
Product: minichromosome maintenance 10 replication initiation factor
Exons: 18
Coding region: 261-2936 (891 amino acids)
Biological process (GO): DNA replication; DNA replication initiation
Cellular component (GO): replication fork protection complex; nucleus
Molecular function (GO): DNA replication origin binding; single-stranded DNA binding
Source: RefSeq, a predicted model, not a curated record
GCGCCAGAUUGGAUUUCCUCCCUCGCUUCGGCACUUUAUCAGAAAGGUUAAAAGAAAGGGUUAACUAUCGUUUUUAUGUUUAACACAUUUUUCGUAUACACAGCUGUAUGUAUGUCUGAUUUAAGUAAAGGUUCCUUUAUGAUGACGAGUUAGACGUGGGUACAAAAUCGGAAAUAGUUGCAUAUAAGCUGACAAAGGACAAAAAGCUGAGACCUGAGGUCUCCAAGUGAUCUGAUAUCAUCCUAGCUAACAUCUUGGAAAUGGACAGCGAGGAUGAUCUGGACGUUUUGACAGCACUGCUGGCUGAGAGCGAAGGUGUUGGAGAAGAGCAGGAUGGUCAGAGGCAGGAAGACGACUUGGACAACCUGUUUGAUGAUGACAAUGAAGAAGAAGAGUACAAAGAGAGCGAAGAGGAAGAGAAGCAAGAUGUAAAGACAGAAAACUCAGUGUCUGAACUCUUUGGAGAUGUGGACGAUAUUGAAAAUGAUGACAAUACAGGAAAAGGGAGGGAUAAUGAAAACAGUGAGAUGGAGAGGUCCAGAGAGGACUUACAAGAUGAGCUGAGGCGCAUGCAGGAGCAGAUGCAGCGGUUGCAGCAGCAGCUGGAAGCAAGUCAGAAGGCUUCACCUUCUAGUCCAGUUAUGACUAAGGGGACUCCCAAACCAGUGACUUCCAAGCUGGCUCAGGCCAAAGCAACAACUACAACACAAAAGAUAAAGACACAAGCAGCAGCAUCUUCGUCCACUCCAGUCAGGGGAGAAAAUGUGAAGCUUCAGGAGUCGUCUGACUUUCUUGAUCAGCUGAACAAUGCUGACUCCUUCAAGCGCAAACCGAGGGUGGCUCACACUCCCAAACUGAGCACCUCACCAGAAGACAGAGGGCCUCUGGUGGAGAUAAAGAUAGGCAGCUCAUUUCAGCCUGCAGAGAGCACCAGCAAGGGGACAAAUCCUCUACGCUCACCUCCAGCCUCCCAGACCAACAGACCAUCUCCAGCCUCCUCAGCAGGGCAGCCUAAACCUUCCUCUCUUCCUCCUCUUCCUAAAGAUGUGGCUGUGGAGAAAUACUCAGGACUGCGGCUCAAAAAACCACGUGUUUCGUCCAGUGAGAUGGACCGCAAGAUGGCUGACCGUCGUCUCAUCCGCCUUUCACAGGUUCCCGAGCGUUUAAUUCGGGAGAAGUUGGAGGACAGCGACUGGGUGACUUUUGCAGUGCUGGUCAACAAGGCCACACCACAAAGCAACAGCAGUGGCAAAACCUUCAGCAUCUGGAAACUGAACGACCUCCAUAACCUGGAGGUGUUUGUGUCUCUGCUCCUGUUUGGUGAAGUCCACAAAGAGCUCUGGAAGACAGAGCCGGGCACGGUCAUCGGCCUCCUCAACCCAAACCCUAUGAAGCAGAAGGAUGGAUAUGACGGGGUGAGCCUCACCGUGGAUCACCCUCAGAAGGUGCUGCUGAUGGGUGAAGCUCAGGACUACGGGACAUGCAAGGCGGUGAAGAAGAACGGGGACCCCUGCUCUCAGAUUGUCAACAUGUAUGAGUGCCAGUACUGUCAGUAUCACGUCAAGGCUCAGUAUAAGAAGAUGAGCGCCAAGAGGGCUGACCUGCAGUCCUCGUUUUCUGGGAAAGCUCCCAACAAGGUGAAGGGGAAGGGAGGCAGCCUGAAGGAGCGGCUGUGUCAGGACGGCUUCUACUAUGGCGGCGUGUCUUCGGCUGCAUGUGCUGCAUCACUAUCGGCAUCCAAGCCAAACAAACCAGCCCAGAAGACUCUGGACAAGCUUUUUAUUAAGGGUUCUGCUCAGCACAUCAACCAGGCCAAGAGGCUGGCUGUGCAGUCAGGUGAAGUCUCAGGUUGUUCGAAUGAGUUUAAGAGCCUGUUAUCAAUGCCAACACCUGGAGCUCUGCAGCUGAAGAAGCACCUGACACAGGGCAGCCAAUCAGUCCCCAAAGAUGCGUCUGGAGCUCCAGUUCAGUCCAUCUCUGCCUCAGAUCUGCUGAAGCAGCAGAAACAGAAGCAGCGAGAGCUUCAGGAGAUCCGCCGGCGCAGGGCAGAGGAAAUCCAACAGCGAGUGCUCCAGAACUCAGCGGGACCCAGACCUGGAUCAUCUUUAGCGGGUAGAGGAAGUCUAAUGUCUCCUAAAGCAGCCUCUGAAGCCACCAAAAGCCCCGCUGCUCCACACACCCCCACCCUGGGCCGGGGCUUCUCGGAGGGUGAAGACAUCGUCUUUUUUGACAAAAGCCCGCCGUCGGCCCUGUCCGCCAGCGCUCUCAGCCUGUCAGCCGCCAAGCUGGCUGCCCUAAAGAAGCUCCGAGCCAAAGGGGCAGGGCUGGAGAAGGAGGAUCCAAACGCUGUGAAGAGGAAGAGGAGUAACGAAGGCGAGAUCAACGCACGAGUGGAGAAGAAUCUCACCUCACCAAAGGAUGACUCAUCCAGUAAAGAAGAAGAGGAACCAGCUCUGAAGAAACGGCGAGAACAACUCCAGUAUUUGCAGUCUGAUGAGUUUCAAAAGAUCCUAAAUGCUAAGUCUCGCCACGGGGUCGUACUGCAAGCGGCGGAGUAUCAGCUGCAGGAGCGUUACUUUAAUGCUCUGGUGAAGAAGGAGCAAAUGGAGGAGAAGAUGAGGGGAGUCAGAGAGAUGAAGUGUCGAGCUGUUACCUGUAAAAAGUGUAAUUAUACGUACUUCAAGCCAGCGGAUCGCUGCGUGGAGCAGAAUCACGACCUGCACUGGCACGAGGCAAUGAAACGUUUCUUCAAAUGUCCCUGUGGACAGAGAGCCAUCGCUCUGGACAGACUGCCCCACAAACAUUGCAGUAACUGUGGCCUGUUUAAAUGGGAGCGUGAUGGGAUGCUGAAGGAGAAAGCUGGUCCAAAGAUAGGGGGAGAGCUGCUUCUGCCUCGAGGAGAGGAGCACGGAAAGUUUCUCAACAGCAUGAAGUGAUGGACUAUAUGUACUUCUACUGUAAUUUAAGUCUCAUAGUUGCAUUUUAACAUUUGUAUGAAUUAGGUUUUAAAGUCUGAUGUUUAGAUACCGAUUAUGUGGAUUUAAAAAUCGAAGUAUGUUUGAAAUAAGCUGAUUAAAGUAAUAAC